Molecule: messenger RNA, 447 nt
Organism: Hippopotamus amphibius kiboko
Lineage: Eukaryota; Metazoa; Chordata; Mammalia; Artiodactyla; Hippopotamidae
Gene: PIP
Product: prolactin induced protein
Exons: 4
Coding region: 1-447 (148 amino acids)
Biological process (GO): proteolysis; regulation of immune system process
Cellular component (GO): extracellular region
Molecular function (GO): aspartic-type endopeptidase activity
Source: RefSeq, a predicted model, not a curated record
AUGUACUCUCUCCACCUUCUGCUCAGGGCCAGCCCUGCUGCCCUGCUCCUGAUUCUCUGCCUGCAACUGGGGACCAACAGAGCUCAGGAAGACACAACCAGCACAAAGCUGAUAAUAAUGGACGUGCAGAUGCCACAAACAGCAAGCGCAAAUGAAGAGGUCAAUGUGCAGCUUACAGUUACAUCACAGUUGAAAGAAUGUAUGGUGAUUAAAGCUUACCUUCUAAGCCACAUUCCGGUGGAAGGUGCUUUUAACUAUAAAUACACUACCUGCCUCUGUGAAGAUUACCCAAGAACCUUCUACUGGGACUUUCAGACCAACAGCACUGUAAAAGUAGCAGUAGUGGUUGAUGUUGUUCGUGAACUAAAUAUCUGCCCUAAUGAUAGGGCAGUGAUACCCAUUGAAGCAAACCGCUUUUAUGUCAGUAAGACCCUCACCAUAACCUGA